UUUGCGGUCAAAUUGUAUUUGUUCCGUAAAUAAUGUAAAAUCCAAUCAGAAGCAAUCGAUAUGUAGUUAAUAAAAUAUAAUAAUUAUGCGAGAAUUUGGCAAAUUUGGCCCUUUGAUAGGUGCUAUUGAUGAAGGAACGUCUAAUGUUAAAUUCUUGGUCUUUGCUGCUAAUACAUCAGAAGUACUUACAUACCACCAGCUACCCCUUAAGAGAUUUAGCCCCCAAGAUGGUUGGGUAGAACAAGAUGCUUUAGAAAUUCUUCAUUCCGUUGUGGAGUGUAUAGAGGUAACUGUAGACAAUUUAAGAAAGCUUGAUAUAAAUCCGGAGGAUGUUGUUGGAAUCGGUAUCACUAAUCAAAGAGAGACCACCAUAGUAUGGAACUCUAGAACAGGGAAACCAUUAUACAGUGCAAUAGUAUGGUUAGAUGUUCGUACAUCUAAAAUUGUUGAUGAACUUAACAAAAACAAAGGUAAAAGAUGCAUAAAUGCUGUCACUCGAACCAGUGGACUACCACUCUCAACAUAUUUCUCAUCGGUCAAACUCAAGUGGCUCUUAGAAAAUGUAACAGAAGUUAAGAGGGCCGUAUCUGCUAAUGAAUGUAUGGCAGGCACUGUAGACUCUUGGCUAAUAUGGAAUCUAACUGGUGGAAAUGUAGGAGGAGUUCAUGCUACUGACGUAACAAACGCAUCACGAACACAGCUAAUGUCAUUAAGAAGUUUGGAGUGGGAUGAUGGAUUGCUACGCUUUUUUGAUAUACCUAAGUCAAUUUUACCAAAGAUUAGGAGUUCUGCUGAAAUAUACGGAUAUAUUGCUACUGGUUCCCUACUUGGUACACCAAUAGCAGGGUGUAUAGGAGACCAGCAGGCAGCUCUUGUAGGGCAAAAUUGCAUGAAUUUUGGCCAAGUUAAAUGCACAUACGGUACAGGAUGUUUUAUUUUGUACAACACAGGGGAGUCAAUAGUACAUUCUGAGAAUGGUUUGCUGACAACUGUGGCAUACAAACUUGGUCCCUCAGCCCCACCAAUUUAUGCUUUAGAAGGAUCAGUUGCAAUAGCAGGUGAUAUGUUACAAUGGCUCCAAGACAACUUGGAAAUACUCCCGGACAUAUCGGAGACAGAGCGGCUGGCGACGGAGGUGUCUGACGACGACGAGGGCAACAUUUGCUUCGUGCCCGCCUUCAACGGCCUCUACUCGCCGCACUGGAGGAAAGAUGCCCGCGGAGUGAUGUGCGGUCUAAGCAGCAGCACUAGCGCGUGUCACGUGGUCCGCGCGGCGCUGGCGGCGGUGUGUCAGCAGGCGCGGAGCGUGGCUGACGCGAUGGCGCGCGACGCCGCCCCUCUGCGCCGCCUCCUCGCCGACGGCGGCAUGGCGCAGAACACCGCGCUCAUGCAGAUGCAGGCUGACGUGCUCGGGAUACCCGUGAUUCGGCCACUGAUGAUGGAGAGCACGGCGCUUGGCGCGGCGAUGGUGGCGGGGGCGGCGCUGCACGUGUGGCCCGCGACCACGCCCAGCCCGCCCUCUGACACUUUCAUUCCUGCCAUCUCCUCUGACGCGCGUGAAAUUCGUCGAGCCCGUUGGGAGAAAGCUCUGGAAAGAUGCACAGGGUGGUCGACCGAAGAAAAAAUUGAAAGUGAAGCAAAAGAAGAAGCCGACUACUCAACUGCAGUGCUUCCAUCUGGAUUGUUCUUCCUUGGCACAGCACUUCUUGUCAUUUUAGCAGAUAAAUUAAAAAUAAUAUAAACAUUGCCAUUCCCUGUAAGGUAUAAUUAUUAUGAACAAAUUAAUGCAGUAUUAAUACAUUGUUAGUGAUUUUUAGUUACCAUACACUGAAAUAUAUGUUGUUACAAUUU
This is a messenger RNA of Aricia agestis (brown argus), 1851 nucleotides long. It is a transcript of the gene Gk-2, whose product is annotated as glycerol kinase-like. Gene Ontology annotation, cellular component: mitochondrion. The coding region runs from base 86 to 1741 and encodes 551 amino acids. Gene Ontology annotation, molecular function: glycerol kinase activity. The transcript has 12 exons. Lineage: Eukaryota; Metazoa; Arthropoda; Insecta; Lepidoptera; Lycaenidae. The record is from RefSeq and is a predicted model, not a curated record. Gene Ontology annotation, biological process: triglyceride metabolic process; glycerol-3-phosphate biosynthetic process; glycerol metabolic process.